AUGUAUCAAAUCUUGGUGUUACUCCCGCUCGGGUUCGCCGCGGCCCAGCACGUCGGGAGAGAGCAGGCCGAGACCCACCCGGUCCUCGAGUGGAAGCGGUGCCAGGCCGACAACACGUGCGAAACCGUCACCGGAGAGAUUACCGUGGACUCCAACUGGCGAUGGGUGCACCGAACGGCGGGUUUCGUGAGCUGCAUCGAGUGGAAUCAAUGGACAGACGACAUGUACGACGUCGACGACCCGAACCCCGGCCUGACGUAUGCCGAGGAGUGCGCGAUAGAAGGCGCGGACUACGAGCGCUCGUAUGGCGUCGCCACAAAGAAUAACACAUUGUCGCAAAAGUAUAGGACAAACAUCGACUUUUCGACCAACUACAACUCUAGGCUCUUUCUUCUCGAGUCCAGGCACAAGUACCAAAUGUUCACGCUCUUGGACAACGAGCUCGCUUUCGACGUGGAUCUGUCGACGGUGGACUGCGGCCUGAAUAGCGCGCUUCACUUUGUCGCGAUGGACCCUGAUGGGGCACGGCCAAGUACCCUAGCAAUAGGGCUGGCGCGGAGUACGGGACCGGGUACUGUGAUGCAACGUGCUCCCGAAGUGCUAGGUUCGUGGGGGAACUCCAAUGCCAACUCGUACUCGACAUCCGCUCAUGUUUGCCGGGAGGACGAGUACUACGUCUGCGAAGGAGCUGAUGACUGCAACGGAGUAUAUCUUGAGACGGAGCUUAGGCUCAAGCGGGCACAUUGCGAUCUGCCCGCAUUCGAGGGCUUCCCAGGACGGAGCGACCUCGAUUCAGAGUACUGCGAAAGCUUGUUCAAGGUAUUCGGCGACGACGACUACUACUCGGAGCUCGGGGGUUCUCAAGAGUAA
Molecule: messenger RNA, 870 nt
Organism: Parascedosporium putredinis
Lineage: Eukaryota; Fungi; Ascomycota; Sordariomycetes; Microascales; Microascaceae
Source: the annotation of a GenBank genome assembly